This is a messenger RNA of Priapulus caudatus, 2030 nucleotides long. RefSeq names its product cardioacceleratory peptide receptor-like. Lineage: Eukaryota; Metazoa; Priapulida; Priapulimorpha; Priapulimorphida; Priapulidae. The coding region runs from base 275 to 1279 and encodes 334 amino acids. The transcript has 9 exons. Gene Ontology annotation, biological process: G protein-coupled receptor signaling pathway. Gene Ontology annotation, molecular function: G protein-coupled receptor activity. Gene Ontology annotation, cellular component: membrane. The record is from RefSeq and is a predicted model, not a curated record.
UCAGCAUCAGUAACAGCAUCAGCAUCAGUCAUCAGUCAUCAGCAUCCGAAUCAGCAUCAGUCAUCAGCAUCGUAGAACGUACUAUGGACCGCUAUCGUCCGCAUCGUGCGUGCAGAUGUGCUAGUCUGUGAACGUAUCACGUCCGCGAAGACAACGAAGCCUCGAUACGAGAUCUCCGUUGCAACUUCUACGCAAGGCUACGUCAUUGCGACGAACACCCGCCCGUACUGAAGUUGGCCCACGGAGCAACCGUCGGCGGAACAGAUAUACAAGCAUGUCAGUGGAUAAAGAACUAGGAGCGAGUAGCGAAGUUCAGCCUGCAGCGGAGAGCAUUGUGUUGAUGAAUAUCACGCGGAAUUCUACGGCCGAUGCUAGCGAAGCGAAGGAUGUAGUUUUAUCGCUUGCCAUAGCCUGGACGCUGUUCGUCCUCAUCGUCUGCGGUAAUGCUGCCGUCCUCGUCGCCAUGUAUCUUGCCAAGAACCGAAAGUCACGAAUGAAUUUUUUCAUCACGCAACUCGCGCUGGCGGAUAUGUCGGUGGCUAUGCUCAACGUUCUACCGGACAUCAUUAAUAGACACACGAUAGUUUUCUACGGUGGCAAUCCAAUAUGCAAAAUUAUCAAAUACCUGCAGUUUCUGACGAUAUUUGCUUCGGAUUAUGUCCUAGUGGCACUAAGCAUCGACAGAUUCGAUGCCAUCUGUCGACCAAUGAACUUCUCUAGUAGCGGUCGACGGGCUCGCAUAUUGGUGUGCCUCGCCUGGGGACUCAGCGCUGCCUUCUCGGCCGCGCAGAUCUUCGUGUGGCAGAUUAGGGAUUUUAGCACGCACGCCCAGUUGGACUAUCUCGGCACGCAGUGCUGGAACAUACUGCAGUCGUCGGACAACAUUCGCGUGAUCCGACUGUAUUUGUUCAUGAACGCCGUAGCGGCCUUCAUCGUUCCGGCCCUUAUCAUCAUGGCCUGCUACACGAUUAUCGUUGUGACGAUAUGGCGCAAAGGCAAAAUGCUGUCGGCACCGUCUCACCAGGCUAGCGGGUUGUCGCUCAGGAGCGUGCGAGGGAAAGAAGCGACCUGCACCAGCUGUGACGUUUCUCUUCUAGUUUUCAUCAUAUGUUGGAGUCCGUACUUCUUUUACGACCUCCUGGACGUCUACGGAAAGUUACCAAACUUUGAUGUAAAAGUCAGCGGAUUGGUUCAGGCUCUCGCGCCUUUGAAUUCUGCCGCAAACCCACUCAUAUACUGUCUCUUUAGUACCAAACAUCGCGGCAGCUACGGCGAAUAGCUUGGAUCGACUGGGUCGCACGCCAUAUCUUCUGCCUGCCCGAGCGAAUUGAGCGUCGGCGGCAAUCGAGCACGCACACCGACUACACAUCCGUCACCGACGCCGAGACACUGCGCAUGUCCCGUAGCACGACCGGUAACAAACCCGGAGCGAAGCCGACGGCGUCGAACAACCAGGUGUAUAAAGCGCCGUCUAGCGGCAAGCACGUGAAUUUCGGAGGGGGCGACAACAGUAGCCAGUCGGCCGUGUGACAAGCAGCGACGACGACGAUGAUGACGACGACGACGACAACGACGACGUUGACGACGACGGAUGCGGUGUGAUCAAGCAUGUCCUUUUAACGCGCGGAUGGUUACUUCGCUAGCGGUUACGAGGCGCGCGUGUGUGUGCGUGCGCGUCCGGUGUUCAUUUUUUUCUUCACCAACACCUCCCCCGGGCGCUAGCCAGUAAGACGCACGCGAGGAAAAAGAGAUGAAAUAAGAAAAAAAACACUGGCGCGCAGUUAUCCUUAUGAGACAACAUCGCGAUAUAUAGUUUACGCUUGUGAUCUUGAAUGUCGUGUGGGAUCAAUAUUGUGGUCGUCCGCCGAGCAGCAAACGGGUGUAUAGUUUCACCGCACAAUGCGGGAUAUAGUUGAUGCUGCUACGCACGCCGCUAUCGCCAAAUGUCUAAACGUUGGUGUUGUGUAAAGGGCCGGACACACUAGGCGAUUUUAUCGGGCGACUCAGUCGGGCGACUCAAUCGCCGGUGA